Molecule: messenger RNA, 636 nt
Organism: Letharia columbiana
Lineage: Eukaryota; Fungi; Ascomycota; Lecanoromycetes; Lecanorales; Parmeliaceae
Exons: 2
Coding region: 1-636 (211 amino acids)
Source: RefSeq, a predicted model, not a curated record
AUGUCGAGAUCUCAAGGUCCAACCCUCAUUAAUCUUCCUCCUCCUCCAAGUGACUCUGGAGGAACCCCUUCUGACUUUGGGCCGGGAACACCUAACUCUGCAUUCAGCACGACUGCUAUCAAGGACGGAUCACUCGGGCAAGCACCGCCCCAUACACACGCGCACGGCACUUCUUCAACGUCAAAUUCCUCGGCCAACACUCUUGACGCCGAACGUGCGGACCGCAUAUCUCGUCUUGCUGGCUUGGAAAGAGUAGCCACUCUCCGUGGCGCUAAUCAACAUCUUGCCCAAGGGAGCCAACAUAUCCAACAGCAGCAGCCUCCAGGAUACUUUGACAACGCGUCUUAUCUACGUAAAAGUACUGUAGGUAGCGCGUCUGCAACAGGGUCUGGAGGUGACUCGGACAAGAUGAGUGAAGAUCAGGAUGAUGGGAUCAGCAGUGCUGGUAUGAGUGACGAGGGAAAUGCAAGCCUGGUUGGUUUUGGGGAGACUGCCAGCAGCACUGUCAGCGGACCAACGUCAAUCUCCACCAAGACAGCUGCCACAGGGAAGGAUGCUGGUGGGGCUGGCAGCCCCACGUCAGCAAAACAGCGUAACAGGGACUCGGGUAGUCCAAUGCAAGGGCUUGAGGACUGA